Dissoconium aciculare CBS 342.82 is the source of this 918-nucleotide messenger RNA. RefSeq names its product Isochorismatase hydrolase. Lineage: Eukaryota; Fungi; Ascomycota; Dothideomycetes; Mycosphaerellales; Dissoconiaceae. The transcript has a single exon. The record is from RefSeq and is a predicted model, not a curated record. The coding region runs from base 1 to 918 and encodes 305 amino acids.
AUGGACCAACAAAUGACCGUCGGGCCGCCAGACGAAUUUUGGAAAUGGUCCCGGUCAACGGGAUGGGAUCUCACUCGCAGAUCUUCGGGCCUCUCCACCGCUGAAGCAGCCAACCAGAGGAAUUUGCGCCUGCGUUGCGAAGUUAGUUGUGUGACUAUCGACCCUGUACGCAGCGCCCUUGUCAUAAUUGAUAUGCAGAACUACUCGAUGUCGAGCGCUUUGCUGGGAGAAGUUCCAGCACCAUACUGCCGUGCACAAAGCAAGUUGCUCGAGCUUGCGAUUCCUGCUGCACGUAAAGCCGGUAUUCAAAUCGUAUGGCUGAACUGGGGUUUGACGGAUGACGAUCUGCGCACCAUUGGACCUGGCAUCCUACGAGUCUUUGGUUGGCAGCGAGACAAUUCGUCCACUGGCGAUGAACACUGGUCCUCCGACCUAUCUCAAGACACGGAGAUUAGGUCGCAUACAGGUCUGGGGGAAGAUCUUGGUACUGUGACCGUAGAUGGAAAGCAGGUCGCAGCCGGCCGGGCCUUGAUGCGCGACUCCUGGAAUGCAGCGAUUCAUGGCCCACUGUUACAGGCUUACGAGGAUGGCCAGCGCCUAUCACCGCCGGAUGUACUGAUCCAUAAGACACGAAACUCCGGGUUAUGGGAUGACGCAUCGGAAUGCGCAAAGUUUCUUCGAACGCAAAACAAGCGAACUUUGCUCCUGGCCGGUAUGAACACCGACCAAUGUGUUCUGGGUACGUUGAUCGACGCCCAUGCAAGAAACUAUGAUACCAUCCUUCUGCGGGAUGCGUGCGCUACGGAUAGUCCGGACUUUGCUCAAAAAGCGGUGGAAUAUAACUGUGGCCGUAACCUGGGAUUCCUGUCGUCGUGUGCGGAGUUUGCUAAGUCAGUCCAGGACCUCGGUUUGUCUUGA